AACAGUAAAAGCGAAGAGAAGAAUUUCCUUGAACCACUGACUGAUUUGGAACUUUGUGCUGCAAAAUCGCAUCUUGAAUUUUCGUUCGAGGAUAUCAAGACUGGCAAAGAUCCAAUGCCACAGUACAGUUUAGACCUCCGUACGGAAUCGCUGAAUCGAGUAACUGUGAGCGAACCAUCCGGUCGCCUGGCAAUCUGUGGUGGUGAGGCUGGUUUGUUGAUUUUCUUGCCCUGCUUUAUACGAUGA
This is a messenger RNA of Gongylonema pulchrum, 246 nucleotides long. The record is from the annotation of a GenBank genome assembly. Lineage: Eukaryota; Metazoa; Nematoda; Chromadorea; Rhabditida; Gongylonematidae.